Messenger RNA from Lynx canadensis (Canada lynx), 1357 nucleotides. RefSeq names its product electron transfer flavoprotein subunit alpha (gene ETFA). The record is from RefSeq and is a predicted model, not a curated record. Bases 90 to 1091 code for a protein of 333 amino acids. Lineage: Eukaryota; Metazoa; Chordata; Mammalia; Carnivora; Felidae. Gene Ontology annotation, molecular function: flavin adenine dinucleotide binding; electron transfer activity. The transcript has 12 exons. Gene Ontology annotation, cellular component: mitochondrion.
UACAGUGACUCGCAGAGGCGGUGCUGCUUGGUUAGGCUACCGGAGGCCGUGAGACUGACGUUGCUUUUAGGCGGACGGGAAUAGAGACCAUGUUCCGAGCGGCGGCUCCAGGCCAGCUCCGGCGGGCGGCCUCAUUGUUACGAUUUCAGAGUACCCUGGUGAUAGCCGAGCAUGCAAAUGAUACUCUAGCACCCGUUACAUUAAAUACCAUCACUGCAGCCAAACGUCUUGGAGGUGAAGUGUCUUGCUUAGUAGCUGGAACCAAAUGUGACAAGGUGGCACAGGAUCUCUGCAAAGUAGCAGGUGUAGCAAAAGUUCUGAUUGCUCAGCAUGAUGCAUACAAAGGCCUCCUUCCAGAGGAACUGACACCGUUAAUUUUGGCAACUCAGAAGCAGUUCAAUUACACACACAUCUGUGCUGGAGCAUCUGCCUUUGGAAAGAACCUUUUGCCCAGAAUAGCAGCCAAACUUGAUGUUGCUCCAAUUUCUGAUAUCAUUGGAAUCAAAUCACCUGACACAUUUGUGAGAACUAUUUAUGCAGGAAAUGCUUUAUGUACAGUGAAGUGUGAUGAAAAAGUGAAGGUGUUUUCUGUCCGAGGAACAUCUUUUGAAGCUGCAGCAACAAGUGGAGGUAGUGCCAGUUCAGAAAAGGCAUCAAGUACUUCCCCAGUAGGGAUAUCAGAAUGGCUUGACCAGAAAUUAACAAAAAGUGAUCGACCAGAGCUAACUGGGGCCAGAGUAGUGAUAUCUGGUGGCCGGGGUUUGAAGAAUGGAGAGAACUUUAAGUUGUUGUAUGAUUUGGCAGAUCAACUACAUGCUGCAGUUGGUGCUUCUCGUGCUGCUGUUGAUGCUGGCUUUGUUCCCAAUGAUAUGCAAGUUGGACAGACGGGAAAAAUAGUAGCACCAGAGCUUUAUAUUGCUGUAGGAAUAUCUGGAGCCAUCCAACAUUUAGCUGGGAUGAAAGACAGCAAGACAAUUGUGGCUAUUAACAAAGACCCAGAAGCUCCAAUUUUUCAAGUGGCAGAUUACGGAAUAGUCGCUGAUUUAUUUAAGGUAGUUCCUGAAAUGACUGAGCUGCUGAAAAAAAAAUGAGUUACCAUAUUUCAAGAAGGAAUAUAUGUCAAAGUAUUCAGUUGAAGUAGAAAUUCAUGGCUAGUAUAAUCAAAAGUAUGAAGAGCUAAAUAUCGUAAUUUAAGAAAAAAUUCUCACAGAUGCCAGAAUGCUUUUUUAUGAGCCUGUUAUUAUAUUUCUUUUUAAUUAUUUGUGGUUCCAAACAAUUACUUUUUGAAAUUUUCUAAUUCUGUAAUAAAAUAUGUAAUAAUAAAACAUUUCCACAGCUUUAAAACUACUACUAGAAA